AUGUGCCCACUCAGGAGGAAGACAACUGUCGUUGAUGUUUGAACGAAGAGUAGUUCACUAUAACGAGCUGCUCAGUGAAAUAUAUGUUUACAGUUGUUAUCUACGGAUUAGUGGACCACUUCUCUGGAACAGUCAUGUGUCUUGUGGCGCGUGGACUGGACACAUUUGCAGCUAUUUUAAAAUAUAGGAAUCCACAUGAGCUCUAAAAUGCUGCUGGUCUGGUGCAGGACAUUGCACAGGUUGCCAGUGUCGCUCUCAAGAGUGGUCUUCUCUCCGAUUGCCUCGUACAAUGUCACAGCUCCACUCCUCUACCCUGGGGACAAAAGCUCCAGCCACGUGGUGAGUAGACAACACAGACACAAGCCAGGACCUGAUGGACGGAGAGACCAUGAGAGGUCAGUCAAGGGUAAAGUGUGGAAGAAUGAAAUGCCAGUGAUGCAAGAUGCCAGUCUCUGGAAGGGAGGUGAUCAAAGAGUAUCAUCCGAGCUCAGGAAACUGUGUCUGGAGGAUUCUUCUGCAGAGAGGGAGAGGCCAGUGAAGCAGAGGUCAUUGCUGGACUCCAGAGCCGAGAGCUAUGAGGUUGUUUUCGGCAUUGCCCCCUGUCUCUUGGCUCUAACUCAGGGCAGGAGGAAGGCCAGGAAGCUGUUUGUAAAAGAUGGCGAGACCUCUCAAAGGGACUCUGUGGUAAAGGUGUGUGAGGAGGCUUUUCAGCGAGGAGUACAAGUCCAGAGGGUCAGCAAGAACGAGCUGGACAGGAUGUCUUCUGGGCGAGUACAUCAAGGAGUCUGUUUGCAUGCCAGUCCUCUUGACUUUCUCACCGAACACACAGACGUAAAAUCAAACGGGAAACGUAACCCCCUGUAUCUCGUCCUGGAGAGAAUUCAGGAUCCUAUGAAUCUUGGUGCCAUUCUGCGCUCUGCUUAUUUUCUAGGUGUGGACAGAGUCAUAAGCAGUCUUCACAACAGCUGUCCACUGUCUCCAGUGGUCAGCAAGGCCAGCUCAGGAGUCCUGGAAGUUCUUGGGGUGUAUGGAUGUGAAAACCUCAAAGAUAUGGUAAAGUUGAAGGUGAAACGGGGCUGGCAGGUGGUCGGCACAGUAGCAGCUGAUGCAGACGGAUCUGUGAUUCCUGUCACCCAGUGUUCUGACUUUCACAUGACCAAGCCCACGUUGUUGUUGAUGGGCGGUGAGGGGGAAGGAUUGUCUCAGGAGCUGCUCUCUCUGUGCCAAACGCUGCUCACCAUCCCGGCCGGCAGAGAUCUGUGUGCUGGUGUGGAGUCUCUGAAUGUGUCUGUGGCUACAGGCAUUCUGCUGCACUCUCUGCUCUCCUCCAACAGAUGAUCAACAACACUGAGAAAUAGACUAAUUAUGUGAACUAUUUGGUUUCUGGUUUCUUUGUGUAAUAAUGUAAGGUCUUGAGAAAAUCUAUGUUGUGAUUCGGCACUAAACAAAUAAAAUUUUAAUGCACACAGUAGUGACAGUUAUGUUGGUAAGUGAACAUAAUUUUGGGCACGUUGGAUUUGACUAAAUUCCCAUCUUUCUUGAACUAUAUUACAUUAUUAAGAUGUUAUGUUGAGUAAAAAAUAAAUCAAGUACCUAAAACCUUUGUGUCCUCUAACAAAAAUAUGCAAAAACACUGAGACUUAAUAGUUGUAUGCUGGUUUCAAAUUUCCUGAUUCUGUCUUCAGAAAAACAAUAUCGCUGAUUCAUUAUUUUUCUAAUUGUCAAUAAAUUUUAUGAAAAGACUAAGAUAAAA
Molecule: messenger RNA, 1753 nt
Organism: Solea senegalensis (Senegalese sole)
Lineage: Eukaryota; Metazoa; Chordata; Actinopteri; Pleuronectiformes; Soleidae
Gene: mrm1
Product: mitochondrial rRNA methyltransferase 1 homolog (S. cerevisiae)
Exons: 1
Coding region: 196-1338 (380 amino acids)
Biological process (GO): rRNA methylation
Cellular component (GO): mitochondrion
Molecular function (GO): RNA methyltransferase activity; RNA binding
Source: RefSeq, a predicted model, not a curated record